AUGGCCCAACCGUCGGGUGGGGAAUCCUCGGGCUCUAGCUUCCCAAUAGCACCUCAACUAAUUGGUAAAUGUCCCGUGGUGGAGGUUCGUGUGGGUGAAGUGCCGAUAGCCUGCCUACUAGACACUGGAUCGAUGGUGACUACAGUCACUAAAACAUUUUUUGAGCAGCAGUUGCAGCCCCAGUUUCAACUUCAGGCCUGCCAUUGGCUUAAGCUUAAGGCUGCCAAUGGCUUAGAUAUCCCGUAUCUGGGAUACCUGGAAACCACCAUAAGUAUUUUUGGAAAGACAUUAUCUAACAUGGGCAUCCUAGUUCUUAAAGAUUCCACCGACCCAGCCAUGCAGUCACGACGGGAGCGAGUCCCCGGCCUCCUCGGCAUGAACAUCAUUGGUGAAUGCUAUCGUGAAUUGUUUUUGGAGCACGGCCACGCAUUGUUCCAGUCCCCCUCUAUCCAACAGGCAGGGAAAGCAUGGCAGCAGGCUCUUACUGUGUGUCAACGUCUGGAACAGACUUUGGAAACGGGUCGGGUGGGCUUGGCUAGAGUUCAGAAAGGUCCUGCGGUACGAAUCCCUGCGAGUUCAAUGAGAUUUGUCCCUGCAACUUGCCAUCAGCAAUUAGGGUACAUUCUUCCCUCCUGUUUUUUAGAGCCCCUAUCAUUUGUAGAAGGCCAGUUGCCUAGUGACCUCCUUGUCGCAGCUGCACGACUGUCUGUCACCAGCGGGAUGGUCAGGAUACCAGUCAUUAAUGUGGGCAAUCAGGACCGAUGGCUUCAGCCAAAGACGGUGCUUGGAGAGUUGCAUGUUGUCCAGUCUCCUGAUUCGACCUGCCCCAUUCAGUUUCAAGUCCAGGAGGAUGAACAUGAGCAAAUAGCCGUAGUACAAUCGGUGCAAGCUGACAGGGACCCCGGUGUCGACUUUUCCCAACUUACUUGGUCCACCCUACCCCCAAAACAACAGGAAGAUGCUCGGAACCUGUUGGAGAAAUACCGGAGUGCCUUCAGCUCCAGUGAGGGGGAUUUGGGGUGCACUGACUUGCUCCAACAUACCAUACCUCUGCUGGAUGAUAUACCAGUCCGCCAAAGGUAUCGGCGUCUCCCGCCAACCCAAUACGAUCUGGUGAAAUCUCAUAUUCAAGAGUUGGUUGCACAUGGUAUUGCCAGCCCCAGUUGUAGCCCUUAUGCCUCUCCCACAGUUGUGGUCCGAAAGAAAGAUGGCUCAAUUCGCCUAUGUGUAGACUAUCGGCAGCUCAAUGCAAAAACCCGCAAAGAUGCCUUUCCCUUGCCAAGAAUAGAAGAGACUUUGGACUCCCUCGGUGGUGCUAAGUUGUUCAGCACUUUAGAUCUAGCUAGUGGCUACAACCAGGUGUCUAUGGCCCCCAAGGACCAACAUAAGACCGCUUUCUGUACGCCUUUUUGGGCUUUUUGAAUUUAAUAGGAUGCCUUUUGGCUUAUGCAACGCCCCAAGUACCUUUCAGCGUCUCAUGGAAC
Messenger RNA from Hypomesus transpacificus, 1484 nucleotides. RefSeq lists its product as uncharacterized. The record is from RefSeq and is a predicted model, not a curated record. The transcript has a single exon. NCBI's taxonomy places the organism in Eukaryota, Metazoa, Chordata, Actinopteri, Osmeriformes, Osmeridae. The coding region runs from base 1 to 1422 and encodes 473 amino acids.